AUGCCGACGCCCUACACGCUCACCCCCGCCGUCGACAACACCGCGCACGGCCCGCCGCCCAUGGACGCGCCUUCUAAACCCGCCGGCUGCCGGCUGACGCGUCGCGAGUGGACGCGUCAGCCGGCGCUUGUGCGAUGGUGCGCUCACCACCGCCUCCCUUGCCUCCCCCGCCCGUCCUGGCCCACUGGCGACGCCCCCACCCUCGGCAACACACCCCGCUGGCCCGCUGUCAAGAGGCAGGCCGGUGACGUGGCACGCGCGAUGCAGAAGCGCGUCCGCGCUGUCUGCGAGCCGGCGCGCCCGAACGUCGCGCCACAAGCGGCGACGAAAAGCUCCAGCGUCGCCGCAAAAGCGUCGCUGGAGCCGGUGGGGGAUGCACGAGGAGCAGAGACGCUAGGGAACGGCCAGCAGGGCCGUCGAGUCGGUGAGUACACGCCGCCCCACCUCAGCCCGCCUUCCCCUCGCCCUCUGCCCUCGCCCUCUUCCCUCGCCGUCUCCCCGUCCGUCUCGCACGUCGCCGACGCGUUGGCUGACCUUGCCCCGCACCCCGUCGCCCUCCCUUGCUCCUCAGCCCUGCCCUCUGCACGCUGCAACGCGCAGGCUGCCGUCGUGCGCGCGACGCGUCAGCCGGCGCCUACGCGAUGGUGCAUAGCCGCCGCCCUCCUUUCGCCCUCCCCACGUCCCUCCCGCCGUCUGCGCAACCCGGUGACCGGCGCCGCACGUCCACAACACCCCCCCUCACCCGUCGUCAAAAUGCGGGCCCGCACAGCCACGCACGAGGCGCGCAAACGCGCCCCCACUGUCUGCCCGGCACGCCCGAACAUCGCGCCACAAGCGGCGGCGACGAGCUCCAGCGGCGCCGCAGGAGGGAUGCUGGAGCAGAUGGAGGGACGGAGGGUAUUGGACCGCGAGGGGACGGUCUGCACGACCGUCGAACAGGUGAGUACCCGCCCUCGCCCUCUGCCCACCAUCCUCUCCCUCUACCCUCUCCCCGUACGUCUCGCGCGUCGCCGACGCGUCCAUCCUCGUAGCCCCGCACCCCCUCGCCCUCCCUUACCCCAACGCCCCGCCCUCGGCACGCUGGAACGCGCUGGCUGCGCUCGCGCGCGCGACGCGUCACCAGGCGCUUACGCGAUGGUGCGUGGCGGCGGGCCUCCCCUCUCGGUGACGCGUCUGCGCGCCUCGCCGCGCCCUCCUUCGCCCUCCCUUUCCCCGACGCCGCAGCGUGCAGGCUGCCGUUGUGCGCGCGCGACACGUCAGCCGGCGCCUACGCGAUGUAGCGUAGCCGCCGCGCUCCUCUCGCCCUCCCCACGUCCUUCCCGCCUUCUGCGCCACCCGGUAACCGACGGCGCACCUCAAACACGCACCCCGCCCGCCUGUCGUCAAGACGCGGGCCCGACCGGCCACACACAAGGCGCGCAAAUGCGCCCCGAGUAUGUGGCCGGCGCGCGCCCGAACAUCGCGUGCACGGCGAGCUCCAGCGACGCGACAAGGCCGUCGCUGGAGCUUAGGGGAGGCUGGUGA
Rhodofomes roseus is the source of this 1524-nucleotide messenger RNA. RefSeq lists its product as uncharacterized. The transcript has a single exon. Lineage: Eukaryota; Fungi; Basidiomycota; Agaricomycetes; Polyporales; Fomitopsidaceae. The record is from RefSeq and is a predicted model, not a curated record. Bases 1 to 1524 code for a protein of 507 amino acids.